Durusdinium trenchii is the source of this 1692-nucleotide messenger RNA. Lineage: Eukaryota; Dinophyceae; Suessiales; Symbiodiniaceae. The record is from the annotation of a GenBank genome assembly.
AGCGUGUUAAAGUAAGCUUCGAUGCCAUGGAUGAUGAACCUGCGGCCAAAAGAUGCCGACGGGCAGAAGUGCCAUUCAGCUUGGAGGAGCUGCAGCAGGAGAUCAGAGAUCUUCGGGCUGACCCUCCCGUUUAUGUGAGCGAUGUUGGUGAUCUCAAGACUCCGCCCUUGAUUUGCGAUGAGCAGGGCCAACUCAAGGUGCCCACAGAUCCAGAGAGGAAUGGCCCAUGGGACCUCCAGCUUUGUAUUUCGGGCGCAGAGGGUGAUGAGGCCUAUGGCGGACCCUGCAGGGUCAGCAUUCGCUUCGAUCCUGACCUUUGGCCAGCAAAGCUGCCGUUGGUUCGUUUCAGAGGAGUGUUCCAUCAUGCCCUCACAGAUGACAAUGGAGCAAUGCUCAUGCCCUUUUAUCGUGGCAUGCCAAGGGAUGCUCGAGAUGCUUGUACCCUACGGUUGACACUUCAGGCAAUCCACUGCUUCUUGCAGGACCCUUUUAAAGCUUGGAAGCUGCCCGCGGAACGCUUGCCUGAGAAGUUCCAGCGUGCUCUGGACGUUCAUCGCAAGAUCAAUGCGGAGCGCUUGGAAAUCAUAGAAAAGUACAAGUCCAAAGUGCUGCACCCGGAGCUUUUCACUUCCAAAGUGAAGGACGAAUGGCUGGACCCAGCCUUUGGCAAGGCGAUGAAGGAGAACACCCCCAGUGCAUGGCGGAAGAUCCUCACUGAAGAGAUCCCUGGGGUGUAUUCGUUCAAGUUGGUCACAGAGGCUUUUUGUGACACAUUCUUGGAAGAGGUCUUCAACUUCUACAAGAGUGGUCUUCCAGCAAAACGUCCCAACAGUAUGAAUGCAUAUGGAAUCAUUCUCAAUGACAUUGGCAUGGAGCCGCUGAUCGAUGAGCUGCAGCGUGUCCUGCAGCCGCUCGGUGAGUUGCUCUUCCCAGGUCCUGGAAACUGCUGGGACGGUCACCAUUGCUUCAUUGUCCGCUAUCGCUCGGGUGAAGAUCUGGGGCUAGAUAUGCACACAGACGACUCGGACGUGACGUUCAAUCUUUGCCUUGGCUUGGACUUCACUGGAGCUGGCUUGCAGUUCUGUGGGAUGUCUGGUGCACCUGACCAUCGAAAGCACCGACACUCUUACUUCCAUCGCAAGGGCCAUUGUGUGAUGCAUCUUGGUCGCCGUCGACACGGAGCAGAUGACAUCACGUCAGGGGAGCGCUUGAAUCUAAUCUUGUGGAACCACUCCAGCACGUACAGAUCUAGUGAAGAGUCUGAGAGUCCUCCCUACGACGCGGAGACAGGGCCUCCGGAUCCAGUUUGUGUCAGCUACACUCAUGAUCGGGACUUCGGCAACUUCAAGGCCUAUCCGAAGGGCAAAGAGCACUUUCGUGGCCGGGGCUGGUGCCCGCGCCGAAGCUUCGAGUAUCCAGGAUUCGAACCAGACUGUGAAAGCGAGGAGGAAGACAGACAUGCCUGACACGACUAGAAACACUCUGAUUCUUGUCAUGGUGUCCAGAUGGUUUCUGAAAUGACGUCACGGGCAAUUCUUUGUUAUUUUAAAGCAGAGGAUUUGAUCCAAUCUGGACAUCUCUUUGUUGGCCGUGUACAUAUGCUCAUUUCGUCUGGCUUCCAGCCUCCGUCGAUGCGAGGAAACAGGCCGGGCUGAGGCUACUUUCCCAAAUGCGUGACUUGUGACUUUCGCC